CCCCCCCUAUAGAUGGAGCCCCCCCAGGGGGUGUUUCGGGACGACACGGCGCUCAAUGGGAUCCAACUGCUCUGCAAUGAGAAGGGGGUCAUCACCUCCAGCGAGGGGCUCUGGGGUUCCUGGCUCCCCGCCCGCGGCUGCCCCCGCUCGUCCCGCCUCACGUCGUUCCGGUUGCGGGUGGAGCCCCCUCGCGGCGGGUUCCGGGACGACACAGCGGCCAACGACGCGUCGUUCAUGUGCUCGGACGGGACCGUGUUGGACGGGGGGGGCGGAGCUCGGGGGCAAUGGGGCAAUUGGAGCCAGCCGUGCCCCACACAUGUGGGGAUCUGCGGCAUCAGGACCAGGGUGGAGGCACCGCAACGGUCACAGGAUGACACCGGCCUCAACGAUGCGGCCAUGGUCUGCUGCACUCAGUGAUGGGUCACAUAGACAUCACCUAGAGAUGACCCAUAGCUGCCCCAUAGCUGCCCCAUAGCUGCCCCAUAGCCGCCCCAUAGCCAUCCCAUAGCCACCCCAUAGCUGCCCUAUAUCUGCCCCAUAUUCAUCCCAUAGCCCUCCGUAUCUGCCCCAUAGACCCCCA
This is a messenger RNA of Coturnix japonica (Japanese quail), 580 nucleotides long. Lineage: Eukaryota; Metazoa; Chordata; Aves; Galliformes; Phasianidae. The record is from RefSeq and is a predicted model, not a curated record.